Rubroshorea leprosula is the source of this 2316-nucleotide messenger RNA. The record is from the annotation of a GenBank genome assembly. NCBI's taxonomy places the organism in Eukaryota, Viridiplantae, Streptophyta, Magnoliopsida, Malvales, Dipterocarpaceae.
GUGGACUGUGAAGAAGAAGCUUCUCUAGUCUCUCCACCACCAGUCCGACAACAGUCCGACACCGACGGGAAGCUCGCGUACAGUCCAAAAAGAGCCAUGGCUGAGCUCAGGCACUCAAGCUCGCUUGGGAGCCGAGCAGCCACAGCGUCUCCAAAGAAGCGCGACGAGGACGCAUCUCCUCUAAUCCACGAUCAGAUCACCGACGAUGACCACCCGCGCCACAUCUUUCGAGAUCGAGACCGUCCGUUCUGGUCUAAUUUUCACUGUUUGUGCCCGUUCUUGACUGAUGAUCCUAGGGUUUCUCAACACAGCUCCAAGAUCUCGCUCAUUCUUCUCUUUAUCAUCAGCGUUGCAGGAGUGAUCUCAGUUUUCUCUAUCGUGCAUCGAUUGAAUGCCCCAUACCUGUGCACAAAGGAUGGUAUUGUUCUUCACUGUCCACAUGUCAAAGAGUCUUCUUCACUUUGGGAGAACCCUUUUUCUGCAACUACUUCUUGGAAGCCUUGUGCUGAGCGACUUGUUGGUGGAAUAUCAGAUCUUCCUCCUGAGAAUGAAACUAAUGGUUAUAUAUUUAUUCAUGCUGAGGGGGGUCUCAAUCAGCAGAGAAUUGCGAUAUGUAAUGCUGUGGCUGUGGCCAAAAUAAUGAAUGCUACUCUUAUCUUGCCAGUGCUGAAGCAGGACCAAAUUUGGAAAGACCAAACGAAAUUUGAAGAUAUAUUUGAUGUUGAUCAUUUCAUUGACUACUUGAAGGAUGAUGUACACAUUGUCCGUGAUAUACCGGAGUGGUUUACUGACAAAUCAGAAUUGUUCACAAGCAUAAGACGGACUGUGAAAAACAUACCAAAGUAUGCACCAGCACAGUUUUAUAUUGACAAUGUGCUUCCUCGUAUCAAAGAAAAGAAGAUCAUGGCCCUAAAACCUUUUGUUGAUCGCCUUGGGUAUGACAAUGUUCCGCCAGAAAUCAACAAGCUAAGAUGCAGGGUAAACUAUCAUGCUUUGAAAUUUCUUCCAGAGAUAGAGCGAAUGGCUGAUCUGCUCAUUUCAAGGAUGAGAAACCGCACUGGAAAUCCAAAUCCUUACAUGGCUCUACAUCUUAGGUUUGAGAAGGGGAUGGUGGGUUUGUCAUUCUGUGAUUUUGUUGGGACAAGGGAGGAGAAAGCUAAAAUGGCUGAAUACAGAAAAAAGGAAUGGCCUAGACGGUAUAAGAAUGGUUCCCAUCUCUGGCAGCUGGCCCUGCAGAAGCGGAAGGAAGGACGUUGCCCUCUUGAACCUGAGGAAGUGGCAGUCAUUCUUCGGGCAAUGGGUUAUGCUAAGGAAACCCAGAUAUACGUUGCUUCUGGCCAGGUUUAUGGUGGACAGAACCGAAUGGCACCUCUAAGGAACAUGUUCUCUAAUCUAGUUACCAAGGAGGAGUUGGCAAGUAAGGAGGAAUUGGCUGCUUUGAGGAAGCAUGUAACAAGCUUGGCAGCACUUGAUUUCUUAGUCUGUUUGAAGUCAGAUGUCUUUGUGAUGACACACGGAGGCAACUUUGCAAAGUUGAUAAUUGGGGCACGAAGAUACAUGGGUCACCGUCAAAAAUCUAUAAAACCAGACAAGGGGCUUAUGUCUAAAUCUUUCGGAGACCCCUAUAUGAGCUGGGCAACUUUUGUAGAGGAUGUGGUCGUCACCCACCAGACAAGAACUGGAUUGCCAGAAGAGACCUUCCCUAACUACGACCUCUGGGAGAAUCCUCUGACUCCCUGCAUGUGUAAAGCCUAACAGCACGUAUUUCUUCUAUAACUUUUACACCGAUGAUUGGAGCUACUCUAGGAGGAAACUGGAUAUAAUCAUCUGAGAAACACAAAUUCUUUUACCCCCAAAGUUACAAGGAAAACAUCUUAACCGAGCAGCGUAUAAAGCUCUAUGCGGGAAAAAAGGUUGGACGGUGAAGUGGGAUGAUCUCCCGGAGCAGGGGUUGGAUGACAUUUUGAGAGGUCUGUUAUGCGGGUUGUUCACACUCUGGUCAGUUUUGUCUCCAAAAAUAAUUGAUUGAUUUUAGCAAUAUAUCUCUGUUACGAAGACAAUUUGUAGCUUCGCAUCAUUGUAAAACACUAGUUAAAUGUGCAAGGUGUUAUUUUUCGGUGCGUGGGAAAAGACAGGGUGCUUAGUCAUGAUACUUUGAGUUGGCUAUCCCAUACUUCGAAAUUAAUGGAAACGAACUAGGUUAAACACCGGGUUAUAUGCGUAUUGUUUUAUUUUGUGCAAAUUUUAAUUGAUUUUAUUCAGUCAAUAUUAAUUGUUCUCCCAUCUUCUUCUUCUUAAUGAAAAUAAGAGAAUUCU